AUGCCAGCUCUUUUCGACACAGAAGGUGUAGUAAAUUUACUCGAUGAAGCCAUUCGCGAAUGGCCCGAAAAAUUUCAAACAACAACGGAUGAAUUAUUAGCAAAUAUUCAAAGAUUAUUCGGUGUUUGUACACAAGCAUUAAUUGAAUUAUCUAAUUGUACGGAUGACAACGAACAAGGAGUCAAAGAUCAAGCAAAUUCCGAACGUAUUGUAUCGAAAGUGAGAGAACUAAGACAGUCACUUGGUAGUCGAUGGCCAGAAAUCUAUAAUAGUUUUGGCAGAGAUAUUUUUAAUGUUGAUACAUACCGGAUCGAAGCAGCAGAGUAUUUUCAACCUAUUCCAUUCUAUCCUGAUGAUGAUACUAUUGUCAAGUUUUAUCGUUGGUCAGUUUAUGAUACGAAUGGUACAAUUGUUUGUCGUUACUUCCUCGAAAAGAGUGAGAUUAUGCCUGGACAACCGUAUUUUGUUCUAGGAAAAACGUUCCCUUCUGGUCAUGCGCAAAUUAGACCAUACGGCAGUCUUCAACCAAACUAUAAUCAAAUGAAAAUUCAUCUUAUUGAAAAUUUAAAAGGUCAAGGUCCUCCUCCAGCUGCUUCUCUUGUAAUACCAUCAUCGAAUUCAUCAUAA
Adineta ricciae is the source of this 627-nucleotide messenger RNA. Lineage: Eukaryota; Metazoa; Rotifera; Eurotatoria; Adinetida; Adinetidae. The record is from the annotation of a GenBank genome assembly.